AUGGUGGUGACACGCUCGCAGAACGGUGAUCGUCCGAUCCCUCCAACUCGGGUGUUCGACGAGCCGCCAGCUUCACCUUCCAUCACCACGGACUCUGUCGCCCCAUCCACGGUGGCGCUUUCCGCGCCAUCGUUCCUGCCAGCCGUAUCCUCCACGGCUACUCCAUCCACGGCCGCACCCGCGGUUUCAUUCCCCCUCGCCGGGCCGUCUGACGCACCGCUCUACCGCCCUAUGGUAGCCGGUCGCGAGACGGGGCCGCGAGGGACCUCCGUCGCCCAUUCCGACGUGUCCUCACGCAUGCGCCUGGCCCAGAUCGCUGCAGAUGAGCAGCUCACCCAGCUGGCGCGAGCUAAGCUUCAGAUCGAACGUAAAGAAAUCGAGCUGCAAGAAGCGCAAGUUCAGCGCCGCCUCGCGCUCGACAUGGAAGAACUGAGCAGCCAAGGCAGUGUCCGCGGUGCGAACAGUGUUUGUGCCGCAGAGGCCUUGGACGACUGGGUGAACCAGACAACAGUUAAUGUUAGUGAACGUCGUGAUGCUAAAUAUUCGCGUCGCGACGCUGAAGUGAGUGACACAGUAAAUGUUAAUGUAACAGUGAGUGAAAGUGAACGUCGCGACGCCGGUGCCCACUAUGUGCGCCGCGACAAUAUUCCUGUGCAUGUGAGUGAAAGUGAACGUCGCGACGCCAGUGCCCACUAUGUGCGCCGCGACAAUAUUCCUGUGCAUGUGAGCGAAAGUGAACGUCGCGACGCCAGUGCCCACUAUGUGCGCCGCGACAAUAUUCCUGUGCAUGUGAGCGAAAGUGAACGUCGCGACGCCAGUGCCCACUAUGUGCGCCGCGACGAUAUUCCAGUGCAUGUGAACGAAAGUGAACGUCGCGACGCCAGUGCCCACUAUGUGCGCCGCGACAAUAUCCCAGUGCUUGUGAAUGACAGUGAACGUCGCGACGCCAGUGCCCACUAUGUGCGCCGCGACGAUGUACCAGUGCCAGUGAAUGUGCGUGAACAUCGUGAGGAGUGUUAUGGUUCCCGCCCCGCCUGUGCUCCACCACUGACUCAAGCCGACGCCGGGCCCAGAAUGGGCUACGCCUCCUACCCCACGUUCCCGCAAGUUUUCCCGGGUGAGUUCCCCACUUUCACUGGUAACGAUGGAGCCGGAGUUGGAUGGCUGCAAUUCCGCGCCGCAGUCACCGACGCAGAAAGGAUGUACGGGCUCACCCGGUAUGAACUUAUUACUAAGCUCCGCCGCUGCAUACGGGGGGAGGCGAGUCGCAAUAUCGACUAUCUGUUGCUGAAGGACGACGCUGACCCGUAUGAGGUACUAUCUUACCUAGAGAUGGAAUACGGAUGUCCGGAGUUUUUCAUAGAUACCGCUCUGACCCGGCUACAUUCCCUGCGCGCACUGAAGGCGCAGGCGUCUUCUAAGGACAUUUCCUCCUUUGCAUCCACCGUGUGUCGUGUAGAGCAUACAUUGAGAACGCAAGACAACGACCACGGCUACCUGACAAACCCUAUCAUGAUGCAGGAUGUAGUGUCGAAACUAGGACCUGAUUUCACCCGGCCCUGGUUCCUCUACUGCGACGCUCAUCGCCAUGAAGGUAAAGCGCGCUUUUCCCUGUUGGCUGAUUUCCUGAAAGAGCAAGCGUCGAUAACGGCGAGAAAUACGGUGUCCGUGAACAACCCGUACUCGGCACUCUUCAAGGCUGCUCCACCGCGUCAGCCUACCCCAGCACGCCAGCCUGCUCCCUUCCGCCAGCCUGCUCCUUACCGCCAACCUGUCCAGUAUCGCCAGCCCGCCCCGUACCACCAGUCGACGCAGCCCCGGGAUUUCAUCGCGGUCGCUGCAGAACAGGUACCGCGCUGUCGCUGCUGCGGUGGCAGCCACGCACUGACUAGAUGCAAGAAGCUGCUGGCAAUGGAAGUCCACCAGAGAUGGGAGUGGAUGAAGGAGUCCAAUCUCUGUUUCCGAUGUCUUGGUGAGAAACACACUCAAGACCAAUGCAAGGCGCCGCAGUGCAACCUCGAUGGCUGCACCCUUCCCCACCACCGACUCCUGCAUGGAAAGUCGCGGGCGCCAACCGCGCCGCCUCCGCUGGCACCCCAGACGUCUGGCCAGACGUCAGCCCAGCCAGAGCCCCGAUCACCACACUCGACAUCCUCACAGUCGAGAAGGUAUAGACGCCGCUCCCGUACGGGGGGAGUCACCUCCCGUGCGCCGGAGAACCAAGUCCCUGGUGUCGCCCCGACAUCAGCUCCGCAGCCCGAGCAAGUAAAUACUGCAUGUUCCUCUUCCCUUCCAAACGUGCUGCUGAAGGUGUGCAAGGUCACCCUGACCGGGCCCUCCGGCAGCGUGGACACUUAUGCGCUGCUGGACGAAGGCUCCACGAUCACCCUGAUCGAUGAAGAACUCGCCGAGGAAAUCGGCGCGACCGGCCCCCAGAAGCCCCUGCGUGUUCGAGGCCUGAAUGCCACCCAAGGUGACUCCAGGAGCCACCUCGUCACCUUCUCCGUACAAGGUACUUCCAACGAAAAGUACCGCAUAGAAGCGCGUACUUUUUCCCGGCUACAGCUGCGGAAGCAAUCCGUGCCGCAAGAGGCCCUGAAUUUUCCCCACCUCCGAGGCAUGGAUGACCUGACCUACGAGGACGCUACACCACGCCUGCUAAUAGGGAUGGACCAGUGGCCGUUGAUGGUUUCACAUGACCUCCGCACCGGCAACAGAGACCAACCAGCCGCCUCCCUUACCCCCCUCGGCUGGAUCGUCCACGGUCUUCUGCCCCGCCGUUUCCUGCAGUCACGAGAGGACACCGUGCUGCACGUCCACACAACUUCUGAGAGUUCCUGCGGUUCCGACCUCCACCUGGAGGCGCUGGUCAGGCACCAUUUCGCUGUGGACGCUCUGGGAGUUGCUGCCUUCCGAAAGGAACUUCCCGAGCACAAGAGAGCUCGGGAGUUGUUCGAGGGGUCGGUGCGACGGGUUGGCGGACGUUUCGAGGUCGGCCUUCCCUGGCGUCGGGAGGGACAGCGCAUGCCGGAGAACUACCAAUCCGCCUUACGUCGACUGCGUGCGAUUGAGCGAAAAAUCGACCGGGAUCCCGUGUUCGGGUCGGCGUAUGAAAAGCAAAUGGAUAACCUCUUCACUAAGGGUUACGCUAUACCUGCCGAUGGCUCAGAGGCCUCUCAUCCCCGCAGGUGGUACCUCCCUCACUUCGCGGUGCACAAUCCUAAUAAGCCCCGAAAGCUGCGUGUGGUGUUCGACGCCGCCGCUACCGCCGGAGGGAUUUCAUUAAACGAUUGUCUCUUGGAAGGCCCGGACCUCUUGCUAUCGCUUCCUGGAGUACUUUUCCGAUUUAGAGAGCUGCCCAUCGCGGUCUGUGCAGACAUAGAAGAAAUGUUUCUGCGCAUUCAAAUCCGGCCAGAGGAUCAGCCUGCACAGAUGUUCCUAUGGAGAGGCAGCGACCGCUCGAGCCCUCCUCGGCAGUUCCGUAUGGCAUCAAUGCUUUUCGGUGCUACCAGUUCCCCGUUCCUGGCCCACAGCGUGCGCAACAGGAAUGCAGAAGACUUUGCGGCCAGCCACCCGUUGGCACACCGGGCCGUAACUCAGAGUCACUACAUGGACGACUUUGUAGACAGCUUUAAUUCCCCCGAAGAAGCAAGAGAAGUAGUGGACCAGUUGAGGCACGUACACGCUCAAGCGGGCUUUAGCUUGAGAAGCUGGAGUAGCAGCGACCCUGCGGUGCUGAGGGACGUGCCAGAGGAGCUCCACGCACGCCAACCCGCUAUGCUGCCUGUCGGUAGUAGCUGCGAUUCCAAGAUCCUGGGACUGCUGUGGGACGCAGCCCGGGACCAACUCGCGUUUUCCACGAGCAUGUGCAGGGUGCCCACUGAAGUACGAGCCCAGACUCGCGCCCCUACGAAGAGGGAGGCGCUGAGCGCAGUUAUGUCCAUUUUCGAUCCCCUGGGCCUACUCAGCCAUUUUUCAAUAACAGCUAAGAUAUUGCUGCAAGAUCUGUGGCGCAUGCGACUCGACUGGGACGAGCCGCUUCCGGAGGAGGAGGCUGCCACGUUCGGGCGGUGGCUCCGUGCCCUGGACGAACUAGAUUCGUUACAGAUUACUAGAUGCUACGACCCGACACAGGGUCACCGGCAGCUGCACGUUUUUUGCGACGCCAGUGAGGUGGCUUACGCCGCUGCCGCGUACUGGCGCGUGGAACACCCCGAUGGCAGCAUCGCCGUAACUCUCGCCGCCGCCAAGUCAAAGGUGGCGCCCAUAAAGGCGCUCAGCAUCCCACGGCUGGAGCUACAAGCGGCGGUGAUUGGGACCCGCCUCGCAGACAUGGUGCAGAGGGAGCACCGCUGGAAGCCAGAGUCCGUCCACUACUGGACCGACUCCAGGACGGUGCUCCAGUGGAUAGCAAAGGACGCCCGUCGCUACUCCCCUUUCGUGGCGCACCGACUCGGAGAGAUCGCCGAGUACACGGACGCAGAGGCCUGGAGGUGGGUACCCACGGCGAUGAAUGUCGCCGACGACGCGACCCGCCCCAAUUUUUCCCCGGGCACGAGCACCAACCGGUGGUUCGUCGGCCCGGACUUCCUCCGGGGACCGGACUCGGAGUGGCCGGCCCCCAUCCAACCAUCAGAAGAGAGCGCGGAGACCUACGCCAGCCAUGCCGUUCCCAUUUCCCCAUACCUUCCCGACAUUUCCCGCAUAUCGCGGUACGAGACUCUGGUGCGGGCCACUGCUGUUGUGCUCGCAUUCCUAGACCGAUGUCGCAAGCGGGCCCAGCAAGUGGAGCUGCGCCACAUCGAGAGGGCCGAGCGGCUGUGGGUGCAGCAGGUGCAGGCGGAGAGCUUCGCCACGGAAAUAGAGUGCCUGCGCCACGGGAGCAGUGGCGGCUGCACCUCAAGUGCGCCCUGCACCACCGGGUAUCUGAGGCACCAGCCGCCACUGCACGGGAGUCCAAUUUCCCCCUCGAGCCGCCUGUUUCACCUGAGCCCAAUCCUGGAGGAUGGUGUGCUGCGGCUGGACGGCCGCAUCUCCGCGGCAACCGCACCCCCUGCCGCCAAGCGGCCCAUCAUCCUAGACGGCCGCCACCUUUUCACCACCCUCCUCGUGCAGCGAGAGCACGAGGCCGCCCAGCACGCUAACAACGAGCGGGUGGUGAACAACCUGCGACAGAAAUAUCACAUCCUACAUCUGAGGCCGACGGUCAAGAGAGUCGCCCGGAGCUGCGCCCGCUGCAUGGUGACGCGCUCCAUGCCCAGAACCCCACCAAUCGGAGACCUGCCGCGUGCCAGGCUGGACCCCUUCACGCGGCCUUUUUCAAACUGUGGGGUGGACUAUUUCGGCCCCAUGGUUGUCACCGUCGGCCGACGACACGAGAAGAGGUGGGGAGCCCUCUUCACCUGCCUCACCACCCGCGCCGUCCAUCUGGAACUGGUGGCCAGCCUUUCGGCGGACUCCGCCAUCAUGGCCCUGCGCCGGAUGGCAGCACGACGCGGAUGGCCGAAGACCAUAUACAGCGACAACGGCACCAAUUUCCGAGGUGCCGACGCCGAGCUGCGGGCCGCCUACGCCGACUGGGAGCCGGCCUUCCAAGAUGAAGCCCUGCGCCACCGGACAGAGUGGCGCUUCAUUCCCCCGGGCGCCCCGAACCAGGGUGGAGCCUGGGAGCGACUGGUUCGCUCCGUCAAGACCGCCCUCAAGGCUGUGCUCCACCAACAAUUUCCCAGGGAGGAGCUGCUGCAAACGCUCCUGGCGGAGGCCGAACACAGCGUCAAUUCCCGGCCGCUGACCCACGUCUCGGUCGAUCUGAGAGAUCCCGAGGCAUUGACCCCCAACCAUUUCCUGUUGGGGUCAUCGGAAGGCCUACCGUCAACCGGACCCUGCCAGCCAACCGACCUGCGCGCCUGGCGACGCGUGCAAGCGCUCGCCGACUCUUUCUGGCGCCGUUGGGUACAGGAGUACCUGCCUACCCUGGUUCCGCGCUCCUCUUCCCCAUCCACGGAGCGCAACCUGCAGGUGGGAGACCUGGUCAUCGUAGUGGACCAUUCCCUGCCACGAAACACCUGGCCCCGAGGCAGAGUGGUAGCCACGUUCCCGGGACCGGAUGGUGCCGUCCGCAGCGCCAGCGUGCAGACGAAGGGAGGAGUUUUCCGGCGGCCAGCCACCCGACUGGCCGUCCUUAAUACAGAAACCGCCCAAGGUGCGAAUUCCCCGCCGUCCUCCAAUUAA
Plutella xylostella (diamondback moth) is the source of this 6231-nucleotide messenger RNA. The record is from RefSeq and is a predicted model, not a curated record. Lineage: Eukaryota; Metazoa; Arthropoda; Insecta; Lepidoptera; Plutellidae.